Passer domesticus (house sparrow) is the source of this 6064-nucleotide messenger RNA. It is a transcript of the gene DUSP3, whose product is annotated as dual specificity phosphatase 3. NCBI's taxonomy places the organism in Eukaryota, Metazoa, Chordata, Aves, Passeriformes, Passeridae. The transcript is spliced from 4 exons. Bases 912 to 1430 code for a protein of 172 amino acids. Gene Ontology annotation, biological process: negative regulation of T cell receptor signaling pathway; negative regulation of ERK1 and ERK2 cascade; protein dephosphorylation. Gene Ontology annotation, cellular component: cytoplasm; cytosol. Gene Ontology annotation, molecular function: MAP kinase phosphatase activity; protein tyrosine/serine/threonine phosphatase activity. The record is from RefSeq and is a predicted model, not a curated record.
GCUCACCGAGCAGCUCCCGGUGCUUGGAGCCGGGGGCGGUCAGGCCGCAGGACGGGAUCUGGAUCUCAGCGGGGUUUGCUUUUUACACCACAUCACGAUUUCAGUUAUCCUGCUGAUUCGCCUUCCCCUUUCUGGUCCAUCUCUGUGCACUUCCUCCCUAUGAAAUUGGGGGAUUUUUUAUUCUUUUUUUUUUAAUACAUGUGUACUAUACUGGAUCCCUGCUCUUAUUUUAGGUUUGUACCUCCUAAAGAAGUACAAGUCAAGAUCAUAGAUUGUCACUAACUUACUUUUAAGCCAAACCAAAUGAAAUUAGUUCCUGCCAGGACAUGCACAUCUAGAGAUGAGACUGAAAUCAUUCAGCAGCCAGCCUGGUGUCUGACAGCCACCAUCUCCCUCAUACUUGCAGUAGUUACAAAAUAGUAUUAGUUUUUUUCCUGGAAAAAAGGAAGUCAUAGGUUGCAAGCUGAUUUGUGCAUUACAUAAUUUUUAAAUAACUUCGAAGGUAGUUAGCUAUUACAGAACCAUUUUCAUUGUCAGUAAUUUGUUUUAAUUAUAGGGUAAAGACUUUAAUAUGUUCACCUGCAAGAGUGUCCAGGAACACAUAAUAAACGUAUAAGUUGCACAGUGAAAAAUCUCUGUCUGGUGGAAAUCUUAACUGUAGAGAAAGACUUUUUAUGUAUUUUUUGUUUUUUCAGAAAUAUCUGAAGCACCAGUGCAGUUUUUAGCACAGGAGCAGUUCAGCUGCUAGUUGGAUAAACUGAAAACGUGCAGUUGUAUUGUCAGUGUUUUUAAAAGAAUGCUGAAAAAUUGUAGAGGGCAGCUAAAAGAACCAGAUGAAGCUGAUGUUAGCAUCUCUCUGCUAUUUGGAGGAGCUAGCAUUUCACCACCCAACAUGAUGCAGCUGGAAUGAAAUGUUAAGGAUGAGAGAGAUCCAAGGACUGUUUGCAAAGGGAGAAACAAAUGGCACACAAAUUCUCUCUUUUUCACCUCUAGCUGUGUUCAUAGCCAAGAACAUAAUGAGGCUGCAGCGUCUGGGGAUAACCCAUGUUCUGAAUGCAGCAGAGGGGAAAUCAUUCAUGCAUGUGAACACUAAUGCAGAGUUCUAUGAAGGCUCAGGCAUCAGAUACCAUGGCAUUAAAGCUAAUGACACACAGGAAUUUAACCUCAGUCGCUACUUUGAGGAGGCAGCUGAUUUUAUUGACAAAGCCCUUUCCCAGAAGGAUGGCCAGGUGCUGGUGCACUGCCGGGAGGGCUACAGCCGCUCGCCCACGCUGGUCAUCGCCUACCUGAUGCUGCGGCGCGGCAUGGACGUGCGCGGCGCGCUCUGCGCCGUGCGCCAGCAGCGCGAGAUCGGCCCCAACGACGGCUUCCUCAGGCAGCUGUGCCAGCUCAACGAGCGCCUGCUGAAGGAGGGCAAGGUCAAAGCCUAGGGCACGGCGCCGCAGAGGUUUUGGUUGCAGUUUGGCAGGGCUGUAGAAGGAUGGGUUAGGCGCUUUGGAGACGCAGAUUUCAAGCGGCGGGCUGGAAUUCCUGCUCGGCUGGUGGAAGUGUCUGUCUGGAACUCUGUGAUGCUUUCAGGAUGGGACAGAAUGUGUCACUGUUUGGAGGUGUUGCCAUAAAGGGGUGUUUGUAGAGGGAUGACUCCAGCUGUCUCACACAUUUCAGAGCCCUGCAGACUCCAUAGCAUACGUGGUUUGCAUUGACAUUGAAUGUGAUUUGUUUAAGCUUUGGCUUUAGUCUCACCAUGUUAGCAGUGUGCAGGAACACGUAAUCACUGAAAGAUUGUAUGAAGUGCUUUUGUUGAGGAGCUUUGGGUGUCAGGGGUCCAGACCCAAGUCUGACUCCAGCAUGGGUUCAGGAUGAACACGUUUUUAUACCCUUAUUGUUAUAUAACUACCUAUUAAUUAUUAAACUUACAUUGUUCUGUUGUAUACAUUGAUUUCAUUCAAGCAUGGAUUUUUGUAAUUUGACGAGCCCUUGGGGACACUGCACUGGGACUGUCCCAGUGCCACUCCCAGUGUCCCCAUUCCCUGUUCCCAGUGCAAACUGGAGCUGGUGGAGGGGCCCCCUGUGUCCUGCAUGGAGCUGGAACUGUUUGGUGCUGAGGAGGAGCCCUUGGGGACACUGGACUGGGGCUGUCCCAAUGUCCCCAGUGCCACUCCCAGUCCAAAAAUCUAAUACAUUGAUUUCAUCCAAGCAUGGAUUUUUGUAAUUUCCAUGAAACCCCCCAAGCAUCAUUUCUCCUGAUUCUUGUUACAAUUGAACAAUAAUUAUAUCCAGUUACCAAUCAUCACAUUUAACAAUCGUAUCAUUUAUCAUAUAACAAUCAUAUCAUUUACCAUAGUCAUUAAAUGAUUAUACAGGUGCAGUUUUGCAUGAUCCAGUAAAGUCUAACAUUUUCCCAGGGCCUACCAGGCCCAACCUUUCUUUCCAACUCCCCUGAAUAUCCCAUGGUUUUAGAAACAUUUUAUCCCUAUACCAUCAACCAGAGCACCAGCUCCCAAAAGCCCCAACACAUCCCCUCACUCACUCUUAAUAGGAGCACCAUAAUUUCUAAAGUUUCUUUUUCAUGCACACAGGUGCCUAAAGUUUGAAUGUAGGAGCUUCAAGGAAUGGGAAUGCAUAUGUACAAAUGCACAGAUGCAUUCACUUGGAAAAUAAAGUGCAUGCAGUGUUUUGUGUGGAUUUAUGCAAUACACAGUGUGAGAGUAAAGCCAUGCUGAACCCAUGCUUGAUGCACACUGUUUCCAAGAAUAGUUUUUUAUCUCUUCUGUUACAAUGGACAUUAAAUAGUCUGUUAUUAAAUGCUCUUUUUAUUUUGAAGUCAUACUAGGAAAAACUGUCAAGAGCAAAUGCUGAGGGAAGAGUUUGAACAAGGAAGAAAUAAUAUUAGUAUUUAGAAGUGCUUGUGGUGGAUGUAUCAUUUAAGUAUCCUAAUAUAAUGCCUUUCAAAGCUUGUAUGGAAUUACAGUGUCUUUAUCUCUUCUUUACUGUCACUGUUCAGUAACAGAAUGGAAUGACCACACAUGCAGAUUCCUUCCAGCUUACAAAGCAGUUUGCAGAAGAACACUUGACUUCUUGGAUUGCUUGCAUGGUAUCAUGAAAUAAAAAUGAGCAUUGUAAUAUACCACACUGUAUAGGAAAUAUUUACAUAAUAUUCAAAUAAAUGAUGACUUGGUUCUGUUUACUACAGAUGAGUGUUGGGAGAGGGAGCUGUGUUUGCACUGUGCCUGACUUAGUGUGUAAAUGUGUACCUGUGAGUUACAGCUCUGUAUUCAUGGAAAUGAUCUCCCACUGCAGACUGGAAUUGUUGGUUACACCAUCAGAAACCAGGGUGACUGUUGUGUUCUCACCUGUGCUUUAAUGUAGUUCUAGGAUGAAAAAUCUUGGCAUUGUUUUAAACAGAAACACUUCAUUAUUAGCACGUGUGAUCCCGGGUGUAAUUUUGUCUCCUCAGUUCAGCAGUCAGGAAUCACCAAGGCCAUGCCUGCAUUGUCCCACUGCUGGGUUGGGGGUUGUGUGGUUUGAGGUGUGGGAGUGCCAGUGGAGGCUCUGUACAGCAAGAUAAAGCUCUUGAAGUUAAAUUCCAGAGGAAAUUAUUCUGCUUGAGCUCCAGUCUUCCUGGUUUUCCUUCCACAGGAUGGAGCUGCCACAUCAAGGAGCCUUUCCUCUGUUGUGUCCUUCAAGUGACAGUGGAGGAGCCCUCUGCACGGUGUUCCCUGUCACAGCUCCAGUCAGUAUUCAGUGCUUGCUUUGAACCAGGAUGGUUCAGUAAUAAUGAGCAGUGGUCAAUUCCACUAGCUAAUUACACACCUUUGUUUUCUGCCAUUGAUCCAUUUAAUCAGGAGUAGAUUAAUUGCUUCUUCAAAAUUCCUAGUUACUUAUUUCAUGUUGUGUGAAAUAGGAGUAGUGGCUUUAGAAAUAGGAAUACUGGCCUUACCUUUUCUACAAUGCUGAGUUUUCAUACUGCAGUCUAAUUUAUAAAUUACCCUUUUAAAAUUUUUACUAGAAACAGAUUUUUUUUUCUUGUCUCACACCAUGUAUUCUUAACACCUAUUUGCACUAAAAGGAAGAAAAAGGGAAAUUCACAUUGGAUGCACUUUAUCUUUCACCUGUUACUUGGAAGUCAAAAUUCCAGUCCAUUAAAGAGCUGAGAAACCAUUAGGCAUUAGACCUUUGUUGACCUCUAAUAAACCAGAAUGGUUCAUUAAAAUUGAGUCUCUUUACCUUAUGGUGAUGUUUCUGUAGUUGUCAGUAUCAAGAAAUACUGAAAAUCAAGACAGAGGAAUGUGUUCUUAUAUUCAAAAUAAUCUUUUACUUCACGGGACACUGGUCACUCUUAAGGUAACUCUGGCCCAUUUGUCUCAGUGUAACAAAACUAAUUUAGCAAAUGUUUUGUAAUACGAGGAUAGAGAGGCCUAAGUAAGACAACAUUAUAAAUUGGUAUUAAAAGUGAGACAGUGUAUCAUAUUUAAAAUUACUGAUAGGCAGCUCAGCAAGGAAACCAUUUCUGCUUUUAGAGCAGGCUAAAAAUAGUUAAAAUGUCAGAUCACUGCUCCAUUAAUGGAUCAUUCCCUUCCUCUCAGCCCUGCUCUCCAAGUACAGUCGUGUUGCAAAUUCCUCUGCCCAUUUUAGCUGGCCAGGAAGGUCUUGUAUGCCUCUAACCCACAGUGAUAUGCUGUGUACUUCUAAAUUUCUCUUCUUGACUGUAGAACGAAAGAUUACAUAAAACAUGGGAAUGAGAGCUUCCUUUCCUUGUAAUAUGAAAUAGAAAAUGUAUUGGAAUAAACAGAGGUUUUUAUUCCUCUGAAAUUGCUGAGCACCUGCCCUUUGCUGUGAGAUCUUCCUUACAGGUGUGCUAAUUUAGGAAGGUACAUUUGAAAAGAACUGCUUGUUGCAAACAGCAACACUCUGCUUUUGGAGUUUAUACUUCCUGGCCAUAGCUAAAAUUGUGUAAUUAGGAUUGACAUCAAUAUGUUCAUCCUGACUAGCAGUGUGGUGAUUUUUGUGUGCAGUGCUGUGGAGAAGGGAUGGGGUCUCUAUAAAAUAUGUAUUUAUCAUGGAACAAAGAUCUCUGCCAUGCCAAGUCCAGCCCAAAGAAAGAAAAUGCAACAGCUUAGGGUGUUUUGUACUUCAGAGUUAGUGAAGUUAGAAAGGAGGCAAAGAGAGAAGGUGAGAAGCUACUCACAUUUUACAAGGAGCAAAGAUGAAAGUGCAGAUGGACAAAAUGAUGAUGGAUAUAAAACUAAAUUCACCUACUCACACUGAACUGAAUCUUUCUUAGGAAAGAAAUCUGUAACUGAAAAUUAAGAUUGAAAGCAAAAAUAACAUUUUGUAGUUCUUCCUUCACCCUUUGGCCCUGCAGUGUGGAUUGGUGCUGUACCUCUGCACCUCAGGUACUGCCAGGAGCACCCCAUGAGAGAGUGGUGCACUGCUGCAAGGGGAACAUUCCAUGGAGUUAUUUCAGAAUUAAUGGCAUCUGACUGCAGAACUAGCAGCCACAAAGAUUGUAUUGUAAUUCCAUUUUUGGGUGCCAAGGCUGUAUUAAAAUUGCAUACCAUUUUCUUCUACAGUAAUUAUGGUUGGUGAUGUGAGAACUCAUCUUCAUAAAAGGCCUUGGAGAUGAAAGGCACUGUGUAUAAUAAUAAUAAUGCAUGUUUCUCAGUUCAAAAACAAAUUUGUGUCAAAUACAUCUUCCUCCUCCUCAGCAAAGAACAGCAGAAAGAAUAUUAGCGAUGUUUAUUUUAAUAAUUUAGAGACUUUCCUUGAGCUGCUUUUUGUUGUCCAGAACUAAUGAAAUUUCUGAUGCCAGAAGCAGAACUUUUUACCUCAUUUUAUUUUUUAUAUUAGUUCUGCUAGUUUACUAUGAUGUUUUUAGCACAGAGAGACUAUAGUGAAAUCUGUCUUAGUUUAGCACAGAAGUUUCUUCUAAAAUUACUUUCUGGGCUUCACCAAAGAGUAAAACUAGAAAUAGAACAAGCCUGAGAGGUGUCUUUUAAGGAUUUGCUGGUAAGAAUUAGUGUCCUAUUGAUUUCUUCUGCAAAUAAAUCCUGGAAAUAACGAA